AUGUGGAAAUCUAUUGCAGACAUGGACUAUGUGUGUUUAACCUGCCACUAUGUUGACAAUGAUUGGAAGCUUCAGAAGAAAAUUAUCAACUUCUUUCCUCUCGGGCCUUCUGAACUUGGGCAGGAUGUGAGCAAAACCAUAAUGGAGAGAUUGCAGGAAUGGAAUAUUGAUGGGAAGCUAUGUGUUGUACUGCUAGAUAACUGUAGCACCAGUGAUUUUGUGGCAAGUGAGCUUAUAGGAUACCUCCGCGCAAAGGGUUUUCUUAUUUCAAAUGGUGAUCUAUUUUAUGCUCGGUCUUGUGGGAAUUUGCUGAAUGCCAUUGUUCACAAAAGCCUGGAAGCAGCAUGUGAAGUCAUUGAUAGAGUUCGUGUUAGCGUGCAAUUUGUAAAAUCAUCACAAGAAAGGCUAUCCAUACUUCAGAAAAAUGCAGAGCAAAUAGGCAUCCUAGAAAAACCAUUAGUUCUCGAUGCUCCAUCUAAUUGGCCCUCAACAUAUAUGAUGCUGGAAACUGCAUGCCAUUAUCAAGAGGCUUUCAAACACUUGGCAGAAAGUGAUGUGGACAAUGCUAGCUUUCUUUCACCCAAAGAUUGGGAAGAUGUUAGAGCUGUCAUUGAGUGUCUAGAUGUUCUUUACCAAGCUUUGGACCACCAAAAUCCCAACUGCAAAUCUAUACUUCAAUGA
Messenger RNA from Zingiber officinale, 681 nucleotides. RefSeq names its product zinc finger BED domain-containing protein RICESLEEPER 2-like. NCBI's taxonomy places the organism in Eukaryota, Viridiplantae, Streptophyta, Magnoliopsida, Zingiberales, Zingiberaceae. The transcript has a single exon. Bases 1 to 681 code for a protein of 226 amino acids. The record is from RefSeq and is a predicted model, not a curated record.